AUGAUGGUGGGGUUGGUAGUGAUUGGCGGUGGUGAUGAUGGGUUUGGUAGUGAUGUUGUGGUAGUGGUGAUGGUGAUGGUGGGACUGGUGGUGAUUGGCAAUGUUGAUGGUAGGGCUGGCAGACCUUUGUCAUUUGCCCUACAACUUUCACCAAAAACCCUCUUCCAAAACCCCCUUUUCCCCGUCCUCCCAUUUCCCACCGGUGAAGGAUCCUCGCCACCACGGCACCACCGUGUCUCCUACCGCCGGCUUCCACUACUCCAUCUACAGGGGAGAAAAAUGGAGCAGAGGGUAGCUACUUCCUUGAUAAUGACAGUAAACGAAAAGAUAUUCAUCGAGAGUGCGUUACUUUCAGAAAUUAGGGUUGAUGGUCGACGUCCUUUUGACUAUAGAACCCUAACUAUCACGUUUGGCAGUGAAGAUGGUUCAUCAGAGGUGCAGCUUGGACAAACUCAAGUUAUUGGUUUUGUCACAGCUCAACUAGUUCAACCUUACAGAGACAGACCAAAUGAAGGAUCAUUUUCAAUUUACACUGAGUUUUCACCAAUGGCAGAUCCUUCAUUUGAGACAGGUCGCCCCACUGACUUUGCUAUUGAGCUUGGAAGAAUCAUAGAUCGUGGUUUAAGAGAAAGCAGAGCUGUAGAUACAGAAUCACUGUGUGUUAUUUCAGGGAAGUUGGUUUGGUCAAUCCGGAUUGACCUUCACAUUAUAGACAAUGGAGGAAAUCUUGUUGAUGCUGCAAAUAUUGCUGCUUUAGCUGCAUUGUCAACUUUCAGAAGGCCUGAAUGUACAUUUGGAGGAGAAGAUGGUCAACAACUUAUUAUUCAUCCACCUGAUGUGAGGGAGCCACUUCCAUUGAUAAUCCACCAUCUUCCAGUUGCAGUAACAUUUGGAUUCAUUGGUAAAGAAAACACUAUGGUGAUUGAUCCAACACACUAUGAAGAGGCUGUGAUGGGUGGAUCAAUGACAGCUACACUUAACACAAAUGCUGCUGAUAUAACAAACAAGAUCAAGAAUUCUGUGGAAUCAUAUAAUACAGAAAGGUCAUUACGGAAAGUCAAACGUCACAAUCCUUCAACUGUUGUGAUUGAAUUUGGUCAACAGGGUUGCGGUGACGUGGCAAAACAUCAUAUGGAAAGAUUAAAUUUGGGUUCGGAUGAAUCUAGUGUAAUUAGUCAUAGUGAUGACGUGGAAAUUGGAAGAAAAUUAAUCAAAAAUGAUAAAAUGGAAAAGAGAAACAUCACUGCGAAAGGCUCUAGUGGUGGGCCCGCAACUUGGGAUCCGUAUUCAAGAGGUGUUGAUGGGAAUGCAUUGAGAGCUUCUCUAGCUUCUCGUGUAGCUACACCUCCUGAAAUACACAAAGAAGAACCAAAACAAGAAAAGCAAAAUGAGACCCUAUCUUCUCAACAAUCUUUAGUACAUGAAGUGACAAAAAUUGGAUUACAAACAAAGCAACCAAAGACAUUGAAAGAUGCAGUGAAACCGAGGCACAAGAGGAGAAACAAGAUGGCCAAUUCCUCCCCGAGUUAACAUUGGCUUUGUUUAUACCAAAUUGGCAAAUUAUAUGAUUUUUUUUUUGUAUUUUGUUUUAACUUUCAGACUUUGUAUGCAUCCAAAAAUGAUAACUAUUUGUGACUAAAAAAAGGAUAU
Molecule: messenger RNA, 1650 nt
Organism: Lactuca virosa
Lineage: Eukaryota; Viridiplantae; Streptophyta; Magnoliopsida; Asterales; Asteraceae
Source: the annotation of a GenBank genome assembly